AUGUCAGCUCGCUCACGAAUGCCUCUGCGGAAGCUCUCUGCCACACAAAAGGCCGUGAAAGCGACAGCGGGACAGCUGCGUAGUUUGAUUCCCACGACAUGUAUGGCUUCUCAAGAACAGUACGAUGUGCAGGUAUCCCACUCCACGGACCUUUCCGUGAGCGAGCGAGAAUUAAUUUGGAAUAUCUUUGAAAUGAAUAUGAAAGCGCUUUCUGAGGGAUCUUCACUAGGUUGGAAUCCACCCAAGAAACGGCGCGAACUAUUUCACAAGAACUCCCGCUUCAUUCUCGUCCAGAAACCCAUGGAGAAAGACUCACCGGCAUCCUCCGGCGAGAUUGUCGCGUACACGAUGUUUCGAUUUAUUCGCGAACAAGGUGAGAAUCUUGUCUAUUGUUACGAGCUACAAGUCGGCAAGGAUGCACGACGGACAGGUAUAGGCCGACUGCUCAUGCAGUACCUGGGGGAAGUGGGUCGCCAUUGGAAAAUGGACAAGAUCAUGCUCACUGUCUUUCGAUCCAACGAACCUGCCCUCGCAGCAUACGGCUCAAUGGGUUUCGCAGUCGAUCCCACGUCUCCUGGAUACGGCGAUGAGGCCGACUGGGACGAGGAAGACCGAACCACAGAUUACUGGAUCAUGUCGAGGGAAAUCUCUUAG
Stereum hirsutum FP-91666 SS1 is the source of this 654-nucleotide messenger RNA. Its product is annotated as acyl-CoA N-acyltransferase. Gene Ontology annotation, molecular function: protein N-terminal-serine acetyltransferase activity; histone H4 acetyltransferase activity; histone H2A acetyltransferase activity. Gene Ontology annotation, cellular component: nucleus. The coding region runs from base 1 to 654 and encodes 217 amino acids. The transcript has 7 exons. The record is from RefSeq and is a predicted model, not a curated record. NCBI's taxonomy places the organism in Eukaryota, Fungi, Basidiomycota, Agaricomycetes, Russulales, Stereaceae.